AUGGGCACGAGCAGUAAGACUGAACUGGUCUUGCUUGGAUCGGUCCAUAUGGAGUUGGUGAACGGGAAGAGCUUCGACUCGCCGUUUGCUGCUCACAUUAUCAUGGGCUCCUCAACUCAGCGCUUAACCGAGCCUCGUAUCGACUUUCUUGAGGUGUUUUCUGUGAGUGAUCAAUUCUCUGAUAGGCGCUUCAUUGGCCACAUAUUGAUGCAUUUCCCGGUAGGAAAAAUCACCGCCAGCGGCGAUUCUGAGUACGGAAUAGGUACUCUGGUCAUUGGGAGCUCUGCAGCAGGAGAUUUGAGAUACAUGAUUGAUGUAGCGGGCAGACUGGGUUAA
Molecule: messenger RNA, 336 nt
Organism: Colletotrichum lupini
Lineage: Eukaryota; Fungi; Ascomycota; Sordariomycetes; Glomerellales; Glomerellaceae
Exons: 1
Coding region: 1-336 (111 amino acids)
Source: RefSeq, a predicted model, not a curated record